AUGAAGUUCGUACUGUCUGUCGCGGCCCUUGUGGCUGCUGUAGCCGAGGCGCACUAUACCUUGCCCUCCAUCAACGGCGGCGCCGACUGGGCAAACGUCCGCAAGACCUCGAACUACCAGUCAAAUGGCCCGGUGACAGACGUCUCCUCCUCCGCAAUGACUUGCUACCAACUCGCUGCCGGCAACGAGGGCGCAACAACUGUCAACGUCCAGGCUGGCUCAUCCGUGGCUUACAACAUCAAGUCCAGCGUCUCUCAUCCCGGCCCAUUCUCCGCGUGGCUGGCCAAGGUCCCCUCGGGCCAGACUGCUGCAACAUAUGAUGGAUCAGGGGCGAACUGGUUUAAGAUCUACCAAGACUACCCCACGGUGGCCUCCAGCGGCUUGACAUGGCCAUCUCAAGGGAAAUCAACCAUUAACAUCCCCAUCCCCAGCUGUGUCGCGAACGGUGAAUACCUGCUCAGAGCUGAGCACAUUGCUCUCCACUCGGCCAGCUCGGUCGGUGGUGCACAAUUGUACCUGUCAUGUGCACAGAUCAAUGUCUCUGGAGGAUCUGGGUCCGCAAACCCGACCAAGGUGUCAUUCCCAGGGGCCUACAAGGCCAACGACCCCGGUCUGGUGGUCAACAUCUACUACCCGGUCCCCACAAACUACCAGCCUCCCGGACCUGCCCCCCUGAAGUGCUGA
Messenger RNA from Diaporthe batatas, 684 nucleotides. RefSeq lists its product as uncharacterized. The transcript has 4 exons. The coding region runs from base 1 to 684 and encodes 227 amino acids. Lineage: Eukaryota; Fungi; Ascomycota; Sordariomycetes; Diaporthales; Diaporthaceae. The record is from RefSeq and is a predicted model, not a curated record.